Molecule: messenger RNA, 413 nt
Organism: Kogia breviceps (pygmy sperm whale)
Lineage: Eukaryota; Metazoa; Chordata; Mammalia; Artiodactyla; Physeteridae
Source: RefSeq, a predicted model, not a curated record
AUGAACUACGGGAUCUCCACGAGGCCUGCCAUUGCAGCAUCAAGCUAGUGGCUGGAGGGUAUUCGUGCUUCUGGGUUCAAUAAACUGGGCUUAAUGCAAGAUGAUACAAUAUACAAGAAUGGCGAUGUAAAAGAGGCCAUAAGAAGGCUUCCUGAGAACCUUUAUAAUGACACAGUGUUUCACAUUAAGAGAGCCCUGGACCUGACCAUAAGGCAGCUGAUCUUGCCUAAAGAGCAGUGGACAAAAUAUGAGGAGGAUAAAUUCUACCUUGAACCAUAUCUGAAAGAGGUUAUUUGGGAGAGAAAAGAGAGAGAAGAAUGGGCAAAGAAAUAAUCAUGUAGUCUAAAUCUGUGGAUGCAGCUGUCCUAAAGUAGUUUUAUGAAGUUGGUUAAACCUGAAAUGUACAGUGUAGA